Molecule: messenger RNA, 2301 nt
Organism: Aureobasidium musti
Lineage: Eukaryota; Fungi; Ascomycota; Dothideomycetes; Dothideales; Saccotheciaceae
Source: the annotation of a GenBank genome assembly
AUGGACCAACUUUGUGUAGCGCUACAAGGCUACAUCGAGAGUGGGGAGCCCGUCGAGCUUCAAACUGCAUACAUGGCUCUCACUCUUGAUGUCAUCUCCCAAUAUGCCUUUGAGGAGCAGGUCUCCUGGCAACAGCUCGAACAAUUACCUUAUCUGCGUGCUGUCAUUACGGAAGCGCAUCGGGUCCAAGCUGUUAUCACGACUCGAUUGAUCCGUAUAGCGCCAAACGAAGUGCUCAAGUUCCAGGACUGGGAGAUCUCAGCAGGCACCCCAACAAGCAUGACGACUCACUUCAUGCAUCUUGAUCCGACUCUGUUCCCUGAGCCUUACAAGUUUGAUCCGGAGCGUUGGCUCAGUCCAUCUACAGGACCAGAUCGUCUCGAACAAUAUGUCGUACCUUUCUCAAAAGGCAGCAGGGCCUGUAUUGGAUUGCACCUUGCCAGUGCCGAACUAUACCUUGGCGUCGCCAAAGUCUUCCGCAAGUCUGAUCUUGAGCUCUACGAGACUAGUUACAGAGAUCGGCUCAAGAGUGCCGAUACUGCGGAGCCCAGAGCUUGCCCUGCAUCGAGCCGUAUGGAAACUCCGGUGCCAGAUGAAGGAGCGGCACGAACCGCUGGCGGAAAUCCCUUGGAGGAUGUUCCUUAUCAGGUCGUUGUUGGUGGUGGCACUGCAGGUCUGAUUGUAGCAGCUCGAUUGGCAGAAGACCCCAAGGUCAAAGUCGCGGUGAUCGAAGCCGGAGACUUUUACGAGGAUGUCAAUGGUAAUCUGUCCAUAGUCCCAGGCUACGGUGCGUCAGUAUCGACUCCUGCCGUGGACCGGGGCUUCAAAUCUACACCGCAGCAAGCUCUCAAUGGUCGGCAACUCGACUACAGCAGAGGCAAAACCGUGGGUGGCUCUUCAGCAACAAACUUGAUGGCGUACCAUCGCGGCACAACCGACUCUCAUCAUCUCUGGGCACAAGCUGUUGGCGAUUCUUCUUUCGAGUGGGAUAACUUUCUUCCUUACUUCCACAAGAGUGUCAGGUAUACAGCGCCGAACAAUGCUCUGAGAGCAGCAAACGCCAGCGUGCCUGACCCCAGUAUCCAAUCUUACGGCAACGCAGGAGGUCCUUUGGAUGUCACUCAUUCCAACUAUGCAGAUCCGGUUUCCAGCUACGCAGGAUCGGCUUGGAAGGAACUAGGUCUGAAACAGCUCGAAGAUCUGACCAGUGGGUCUCUGAUCGGCAACCAAUAUUCACCAGCCACGAUUCGUGCAAGCGAACAAACGCGCUCCACGAGCAGAAGUAGUUUCCUGGAGUACGCCGUCAACAGUGGGCGCAACAACAUUUUUCUCUACAAGACCUCUUUGGCAGAAAAGAUUAAUUUCGCAAACAAGAAAGCUACUGGAGUGCAGGUUUCGUCGGGCUCUCAGAGGUUUACUCUGAAGGCUAAAAGGNAAGUCAUCUUAGCAGCUGGAACGUUGCAGACGCCGCAGCUGCUCAUGGUAUCGGGCAUAGGUCCAAAAACCACAUUGACACAGCACGGCAUCAAGGUGAUCAUGGACCUUCCAGGAGUUGGACAAAACAUGGAAGACCACCUUUUCUUCUCCAUGGUCUACAAAGUCAACGGGGUGACACUAUCACAGACGUUGACACACGCCGGAUUCGCAGCACAAGUUGAAGCCGAGUACAACAAGAACCACAGUGGCAUCCUGACCAACACAGCAGCAGAUUACUUCGCAUGGGAGAAGCUGCCUUCCGAGUACAUGUCAAAUCUAUCUCCACAAGCACAAACCGAUCUCGCAGCUUUUCCGUCCGAUUGGCCGGACUAUGAGGUAGUCAUUGGGGAUGUGCCAUUCGCAGCCGGCACAAACUAUGCCCAAGCGAUUNGGUAUGCUACAAGUGGCAUCCGCGCGCGCAUCUCGUCAGCCAGCAUGACGGACCCACCACUUAUAGACACACAAACACUGGCAACGACCACCGACCAGCGGGUCGCCGUGCAAGUCAUCAAACGCAUGCGAGAACUGUGGUCGACCAAAUCAUACAGCGCCAUCACAAGCAGCGCAGACGAGAUCCUGCCAGGCGCUUCUGUGCAGUCCGACGAGCAGAUUCUCGAAUACUUGCUAGCCAACGCCGGAUCUGGCAAGAUGGGUAGUUCCAAUGACGCGAAUGCGGUCGUCACAACCACUGGUAAGGUGAUGGGAAUCAAGAAUCUGAGGAUUGUCGAUGCUUCUACCUUUCCGCUUCUGCCUCCUGGCCAUCUGCUGGCUACUGUCUGUGAGUUGUGGCAAUCCUCCCCCGAGACGAAUAUCAUCAGGUUCUAA